CAACCAAUAAGAAAAAAAGAAAAGGCGGAAGACUCCCGAGACGGCGCCGUUGCCGGUAUCAGCCAAGUCAGCCUGUGUAGCUGAACCGGGAAAUACAAAAGAAUGCCAAUCGGGGUACGCCUUUACGCGUUUCAGCUCUGAAAGCUUUUGUCUAAGAGUACUCUAACGGCUGCCGAAAACCCAGAUUGCAACCAACAUCCUCUUCUAUUUCCACUCGGAGAUCCGUUCAACAUAUAGGGAAAUAGAUGUCCGUGUGAUCACACAGCUUUUCAUGCUGACACGCAAGACAUUGAAGGAUCUACACACCGCUUUUCAGAGCGUCGAAAAGGCCCUUCUGAAGAGGGUGAUGGCAGAGGACGUGUUAUAUGAAAAAAUCUCUAAGAAAGGAGACUUAACAUCUGGAGGCUCCCAGGGAGAGACUGAACCAAACAGCCUUCUGCAGAAAUUGAAAAACAAAAUCACCAAACCAGUGCAGAUUAAAGUGGACAGUAUACUGCUAGAUGUGCAGAAACUCUCGGAUUAUGAUAAACUGUACCUGUAUCUACAACUGCCUCCAGGACCCAGUUCUCCAGAGAAAAGUAACCUGGACCUAGGAUGUGUGAGCACAGCAGAGCAUAUGCAUGCCUGCACUUGGAUCCGUAACCACCUGGAAGAACACACAGACACAUGUUUACCCAAACAGGAUGUGUACAAUGCAUACAAGCGAUACUGCGACAAUCUCUGUGGGCGGCCUCUCAGUGUGGCCAAUUUUGGUAAAAUUAUAAGGGAGAUAUUUCCAAACAUCAAGGCAAGGAGGCUAGGGGGAAGAGGACAGUCCAAAUACUGUUACAGUGGUUUACGAAGAAAGAGUAUGGUGAGCAUGCCUCCAUUACCAAGCCUUGACCUGAAGAUGACAGAAAGUUCUGAGUUGACAGACCUGGUGCAGUCAUACAAUAAUGAUGUGAUUAAUGCUGCCUGCGCUCUAAUCUGUAACUGGGCAGAGAAGAUCCUCAAGCGCUCUUUUAACAACGUAGUGGAAGUGGCUCAUUUCCUUAUUCAGCAGCACAUCAUUAAUCCCCGCAGCGCGAAUGCAGAGCUGGUCCUCUCCAUGGUCCUGUCAGAAAACUCUCAAAGCAGCAACCCUAAAACACAGAAGCAGCCUACAGAGGGAAAUAAGAGGCCUGGAACCCCUGAAGUUGGUGGCACAGAUGCAGCUGCUAAGAAUAAGAAGAGCAAUAAUCUGCAACCUGUUAGCCCCCAGCCAGUAAAGAAGCGGCCAUCAGAACCCCAGAAAACAGCCGGUAGUCCACAGGUGGAUGCCCUUGUAGCUCGGCUUCCAGUACUUUUGCCCCGUCUUCCAUCUGAAAAGAUUUUGAGUUCCAGCCCUCCUACUAUCCGAUUUACCCCUCCAAUACUAGCUCCAAAGAUAAUUCCUGGUUCUGUAAAAGUUUCACCCUUACCCUUUGCUGCUGUUCCUUCCAGUGCACCCCUAGCAGUGACAGCUGGGAUAAAUGGGACUGGACUGGUAUCUCAGUCUGUGACACCUCCAGUCAUUAGCAUGAUCCUGCCAGAAAGGGUCAGCUUGGAAACUCAACAAAUUAUCAAGCCCUCUCACAAUGGCACCAAAGAAUGUUUGUUAGGGGCUCGUGGAGCAGAAAGCAAGGGUUCAAAACGACCUGUAGUGUCCCCUUCUGUGGGCUUUGGGGAAGCACCUUCAAAAAGAAAGAGAGGCCGUCCCAGGAAAUUGGACAAUGCACCAAAAAAUCACACCAAACCACCUUCCCAGGGGGAUCUAGUAGUAGAAAAGAUCCAGGAGGGAGAAACUAAGGUUGCUGAAAUUAAGGACUCUGCCAUAGCAGAUCUACAAGUUGCAGCCACAGAAAUAUCCACAAGCUUACAUUCCCAAACAAAAGAGAAGCUGAACGUUGGAGGCAUAAAUGUAAAAUCUCCAAAUCUCUCAGAGCCCUUCAGACCUCUGGAGCAGCAGGAGGUACCUUCUGUAGGGGACAAUUUAAGAGUUACUGUAGAUGCCGUCCCUAUUCAAGUGAGUGUGAUCCAGGAUGGCAGGCAGAGGAUGGCACGGGAAGGAGAAAGUGAAAAAAGGCAUAAAGUCCCACAGGAAGUGCCUGACACAGGACCAGACAAAACAGUAUCGACUUUUGGUACUAAACAGUCUGUGCAAAUUCUCUGAGCUCUUCCUGUUAAAAGAACUCUAAAUUUUGCACACCUUCAUGAGCAGACAAACUUUUGUAUUAUUGUGUCCUUUUCCCUUACACAAUGCAUUAAGGGCCCACAGUAAGCUAAAAGAGGAACCUGCUUAAUUAAAGGGUUAAAUAUAUACCCCAAGGUAGUAAACAGCCAUAAUUUGUCAUCUGCAUUGCUUUUGUUGCUAAAUGCUCUCCACAUCAUUAUAUAUUGUAUAUACUCAUAUAAACAGCAAUUUAUUUCCUGCCAUGCUAAUGCCAGGCAAAGAGGAGGUUUAUUCCCUACUACAUACCUCUUAUUCUCAGUGUUAAUAGAAAUGUGCUAUCAUCCAUUCAAUAAAUUAAUUGUUUGUAAUUA
This is a messenger RNA of Bombina bombina (fire-bellied toad), 2541 nucleotides long. RefSeq names its product regulatory factor X5 (gene RFX5). The record is from RefSeq and is a predicted model, not a curated record. Gene Ontology annotation, molecular function: RNA polymerase II cis-regulatory region sequence-specific DNA binding; DNA-binding transcription factor activity, RNA polymerase II-specific. Gene Ontology annotation, biological process: regulation of transcription by RNA polymerase II. The transcript is spliced from 11 exons. NCBI's taxonomy places the organism in Eukaryota, Metazoa, Chordata, Amphibia, Anura, Bombinatoridae. The coding region runs from base 272 to 2170 and encodes 632 amino acids.